Messenger RNA from Populus nigra (black poplar), 1925 nucleotides. RefSeq names its product scarecrow-like protein 3. Gene Ontology annotation, molecular function: sequence-specific DNA binding; DNA-binding transcription factor activity. The transcript has 2 exons. The record is from RefSeq and is a predicted model, not a curated record. Gene Ontology annotation, biological process: regulation of DNA-templated transcription. Gene Ontology annotation, cellular component: nucleus. Bases 314 to 1744 code for a protein of 476 amino acids. NCBI's taxonomy places the organism in Eukaryota, Viridiplantae, Streptophyta, Magnoliopsida, Malpighiales, Salicaceae.
CUUGUUUUGUCUCUAAAGCAGACGUGGAAAGUCCUCUAAAAGUAGAGAGCUUUAAUUACCAAUUCAAAGCUCAUUUUGUAAGCAAAAGCUUAGGCCAGAAAGAAAACCUUUGUAGAGCAGAGCAGAGCAGAGAGCUCUUAAUUCUCUUUGAUGGAUUAGGAUAAUUGAGGGACCAAGCUUGAAACUUUCUUUAGUGAUUUUGGUGAAUUUCAAAACCCAGUUGUGGAUUUUGGUUCACUGCUGCUUUUGAACAGUUAUUGACAGGAGGAAACCAGUGAGCUCUCCCUGGUUAGUGAGUUUGGCCUGGUAGUUAAUGGCAGGAAUGGCCCAAGAAGAAGGAUCAUCAUCUGUAACUUCAUCACCUCUUCAGUUCUUUCCGUGGAUGCCACUAUCACCAGGGACGGGAUCACCAUACCCUUGGCUUAGGGAGCUGAAAUCUGAAGACAGAGGUUUGUGUCUGAUCCAUCUUCUGCUUGCCUGCGCAAACCAUGUAGCAGCUGGUAGUAUUGAGAACGCAAAUAUUGGCCUUGAGCAAAUCUCCCAUCUUGCCUCUCCUGAUGGUGAUACCAUGCAGCGGAUUGCUGCGUACUUCACCGCAGGACUUGCUGAUCGCAUUCUUAAAGGAUGGCCGGGUUUGCACAAAGCUCUCAAUCCAAAACAAGCAUCUUUGAUAUCUGAAGAAAUUCUUGUUCAAAGAUUAUUCUUUGAGCUCUUUCCCUUCUUAAAGCUUUCAUAUGUGAUCACAAAUCAGGCCAUUAUAGAGGCAAUGGAAGGGGAGAAGAUGGUUCAUAUCAUAGAUCUAAAUUCAUUUGAACCUGCUCAGUGGAUAAAUCUUCUUCAAACAUUAAGUGCACGGCCUGAAGGCCCGCCUCAUUUGAGAAUAACAGGUAUUCAUGAGCAGAAGGAGGUAUUGGAGCAAAUGGCUCUUCGAUUGACAGAAGAAGCUGAAAAGCUGGACAUCCCAUUUCAGUUCAAUCCUAUUGUGAGCAAACUAGAGAAUCUUGACCUUGAAAAUUUGCGUGUUAAGACUGGAGAAGCUCUUGCUGUCAGUUCUGUACUCCAGCUGCAUACUCUAUUGGCAAUGGAUGAUGAGAUGCAUAGAAGGAACUCUCCAUCAGGAUAUAAGAAUCCAAACUCUAACCAUUUUCAGAGAGUACAGAUUAAUCAAAACCGACGCACUCUUGGUGAUUGGCUUGAGAGAGAUGUGGUUAAUGCCUAUAGCUCAAGUCCUGACUCAGCAUUAUCCCCACUAUCUCUUGCUGCUUCACCAAAGAUGGGCAGCUUUCUAAAUGCACUUAGGAGUCUCUCACCAAAAUUGAUGGUGAUAACUGAGCAAGAAUCAAAUCAUAAUGGGUUUAAUUUAAUGGAGAGGGUCACAGAAGCAUUGAAUUUUUAUGCUGCGCUAUUUGAUUGUUUGGAGUCUACUGUAUCAAGAGUAUCAUUAGAGCGGCAUAAGGUUGAGAAGAUGUUAUUUGGGGAGGAAAUUAAGAACAUCAUUGCUUGUGAGGGAACUGAUAGAAAGGAGAGGCAUGAGAAGUUGGAAAAGUGGAUUCUAAGGCUUGAGUUGGCUGGAUUCGGGAUCAUUCCUCUGAGCUACCAUGGUAGGCUGCAGGCAAACAGGUUUUUGCAGAGUUAUGGCUAUGACGGAUAUAAAAUCAAAGAAGAAAACGGAUGUUUGGUUAUUUGCUGGCAGGAUAGACCGCUUUUCUCUGUGUCAGCUUGGAGAUUCAGGAGGUAUGACUGAGAGAUUAUCAAACAUAUGGGGAGUGUGCUUUCUUUUAUUUUGUUACUGUUAUAUGUAUAAAGGGUGAUAACUUUUAAUGCGCAGUUGCAUAAUGCUCUACUGCAAGUUUCAAACGUUUCCUCCAUUUAUUUGACAUUUUUGUAAAAUUUUCCUUAUUUACUUUCUGAUAGAGAUUGGAUGA